Symbiodinium pilosum is the source of this 2277-nucleotide messenger RNA. The record is from the annotation of a GenBank genome assembly. NCBI's taxonomy places the organism in Eukaryota, Dinophyceae, Suessiales, Symbiodiniaceae.
AUGUUUGGCCCUACCGUUGGGGAUCGGGUGCGUCUUGGCGACAGCGCGCUGAUUAUUGAGGUAGAAGCAGACCACACCCGUUACGGCGAUGAAGUAAAGUUUGGUGGCGGUAAAGUGAUUCGGGAUGGCAUGGGGCAAAGCCAGCGAACUUCUGAACAUGUUGUUGAUACGGUCAUUACCAACGCCUUGAUCGUGGAUCACUGGGGUAUUGUUAAGGCUGAUGUGGGUAUUAAGGCAGGCAGAAUAUUUGCGCUUGGCAAAGCGGGAAACCCUGAUACCCAGGCUGGUGUCGAUAUCGUGAUUGGCCCCGGCACCGAAGUGAUCGCCGGCGAAGGUCAGAUCCUAACCGCGGGCGGGAUCGAUGCGCACAUUCAUUUUAUCUGUCCACAGCAGGUGGACGAAGCAUUGAUGUCCGGCAUAACUACCAUGUUGGGGGGCGGUACAGGUCCGGCAACCGGAACCAACGCGACUACGUGCACCCCGGGACCGUGGAAUAUUCAUCGCAUGUAUCAGGCAGCAGAUUCGUUGCCGGUUAACAUCGGUUUUCUGGGCAAAGGUAACGCCAGUUUGCCCGAUGCUCUGAAAGAGCAGGUGGAAGUCGGCGUGAUGGGUUUGAAGCUACAUGAAGAUUGGGGCACAACCCCGGCGUCUAUAGAUAAUUGUUUGAGUGUGGCAGAACAGUAUGACAUUCAGGUUGCGAUCCAUACCGACACCCUGAACGAAUCCGGGUUUGUUGAAGACACGCUGGCUGCAUUUAAAGGCCGCACUAUCCACACCUACCAUACUGAAGGAGCCGGCGGCGGGCAUGCGCCGGAUAUCAUCAAGGCGUGUGGUUCGGCUAACGUUUUACCUUCGAGUACCAAUCCAACACGACCAUAUACCGUGAAUACCAUUGAUGAACAUCUGGAUAUGUUGAUGGUCUGCCAUCACCUGGAUCCCAGUAUCCCCGAAGAUGUUGCCUUUGCUGAAUCCAGGAUUCGUCGGGAAACGAUAGCGGCAGAAGACAUUCUGCAUGAUCUGGGUGCAUUUUCGAUGAUCGCCAGCGAUUCACAGGCGAUGGGUCGUGUAGGCGAGGUUGUAUGCCGAACCUGGCAAACCGCGCACAAGAUGAAAACCCAACGUGGCCCGCUACCCGAAGACAGCAGUCGUGCCGACAACCAUCGUGUAAAACGAUACAUCGCCAAGUACACAAUCAAUCCCGCGCUUGCUCACGGCAUCGCCCAUGAAGUGGGUUCCAUCGCCGUAGGAAAACUCGCCGAUCUGGUGUUAUGGAAACCCGCUUUUUUUGGCACCAAACCCAGCCUGAUCAUAAAGGGUGGAUUUAUUUCCGCAGCGCCGAUGGGGGAUCCCAACGCGUCGAUACCCACCCCUCAACCGGUGAUGUAUCGACAGAUGUUUGGCGCGUUGGGCGCCCCGGAUAUUGAAGUGGACCCACAAACCUACGAAGUGCGGGCCGACGGUAAUUUGCUGACUUGUGAGCCCGCAACGGAGUUGGGAGUGGCUGGGUACGCUACCUUGCAGAUCAUGUGCUUGAUGGUAUGUGUGAACAGCUUGGUCUGGAGAUCAGGCACGAAGAUGAACCCUUCGAGCCGGAAGCUGGCGCGUAUGGACAUCAUCACCAUCAUGAGUGAUGUCCGUCUCUGGCAAUUGAUCAGUUCUACUUUGCCGGUUGGGGCUUAUGCUUAUAGUGGAGGACUGGAAACGGCUGUUGAACUUGGCUAUGUGAAUGACUUUAUGUCCUGCAAAGACUGGUUGGCUGGACUGCUCGGAGAGUCGUUUGCUUUCAAUGAUUUACCGAUGUAUUUCCGUCUCUACGAUCUGUGGGAAAAACAGGACCUUCAUGCAGUGGUGCAGGCUACCGAGAAGCUGCAGAGCCUGCGGGAAACUCAGGAGUUGCUGGCCGAAGACAGGCAGACCGGCGCUGCUCUGCAGCGACUGAUGCUGGACCUUGAUGUCGCUGAUGCCGGUGUCUUGCCGCAGCCAAGUUUUGCCACCAUGUUUGCGCUGGCCUGUGUUCGUUGGGAUGUUACGCGCACUGACGGCGCUCAUGGUCUGGUCUGGGCCUGGCUUGAAAAUCAGGUUGCAGCCGCAAUCAAACUGGUGCCAUUAGGGCAAACCGAUGGACAACGUCUGUUGCUGCAGCUUACGUACGAAUUGCAACAGGCAGUGACCACCGCUGAUUUGUUGGAUGAUGCAGACAUAGGUCGCUCGCUGCCGGGCCUGGCGCUGCUGAGCAGUUGGCAUGAAACGCAAUACAGCCGAUUGUUUCGCAGCUGA